GACUUGGUAGGGGUAUAAAAGAAGGCAGUUCGGAGUCUGCAAAGCACACAUCGCUCCUACACCGGACCAUCUCCUCAAGCCCUCGAUCUUCUCCGUGAAAGACGCCGUUCAAACCAACCACCAUGAACGCUAUCACCCUAGCCCUCGCCUGCUCUCUUCUGGUGGCCGGAGCCCACUGCGCCAACGUUUACACCUACGGCGUGCCCGUGGUCCAUAACACUGUAGUCCAUCAACCAUUGGUCCACGCCCCAGUGGUCCACACCGCCCCAGUGGUCCACACCGCCUCGGUGGUCCACACACCAGUGGUCCACCAGACCGUGGUGCGCAGGCCUUCGGUGACCCAGCACCACGAGGUUGUGCACGUUCCCCAUCACGAGUUCGGCUACAGCGUGGAGCAUACCAAGGUCGUCCAGCCAAAGUCCACCGUCGUCCACCACCACCCACUCACCGGACUGCCCUACCAGCAGACCGACAUCCACCACGCUCCAUUGGUGACCGGUUCCCGCAGCUCGGUGCACCAGAGCCGACCUGGAUACCUUCUUCACCGCACCAAGACCGUUGUCGUGUAGAUACCGGCACCCGUUACUUGAAACAUCCUUCGAAGUUGCGCCACAGUGGUCGUUUUGUUGUUGUUCUGACAAUAAACAGGAAAGCUGUU
This is a messenger RNA of Rhipicephalus sanguineus (brown dog tick), 658 nucleotides long. RefSeq lists its product as uncharacterized. NCBI's taxonomy places the organism in Eukaryota, Metazoa, Arthropoda, Arachnida, Ixodida, Ixodidae. The record is from RefSeq and is a predicted model, not a curated record. The transcript has 3 exons. Bases 123 to 569 code for a protein of 148 amino acids.